UUUAAUUUGAAUUAGCCCCAAAACCCCAUGGGAUGCAUAAAUGGGGUAGUAGAGAAACUACCCCACAUGUUCAUAUGGAUUUAUUUGUGUCUGACCUGUGACAGAAUAUUCCAAGCUUGAUUGGUCUGAUCAGCCACAAUCAGACAAGCUGUAACUUGACUCUAACAUAGUGAUGUCAUUUUGGUUCUCUUCUAGAAUGAAGGACAAAAAGCUAACCAUUUGCUGAAUAUACAAAGAAAAAAGAAAAAAAAACAGAUUUAGAAAAAGGGUCUCAACAGUUUUUCAGAAAGGGAGUUUUUCCUCCAAGAACUAUUUUAGUGGCAUCCCUAAAUUCUGGGCCGAGGCUUCUGCCGCUGGGUGAGGACGAUGGCCCUGCUGCUCUUCCGGGCCUCCAGGAGGUGGGGCCUGCCUCCCCCGGCGGGGCUGGUGAAGCUCCCCCGCCGGGCCACGUCGAGUGACGGGAAGAGAGACUCGUACAGCUACGUGAUCGUGGGGGCCGGCUCCGCGGGCUGCGUCCUGAGCCACCGGCUCUCCGAGGACCCCGACAACUCGGUGCUGGUCCUGGAGGCCGGGCCCAGAGACGUGUGGCUGGGCAGCAAGCGGCUCCUGUGGAAGAUCCACAUGCCCGCGGCCCUGGUCUCGAACCUCUGCGACGACAAGUACAACUGGUACUACCACACCACCCCCCAGAAGGGCCUGAACCUGCGCACGCUGUACUGGCCCCGGGGCCGCGUCUGGGGGGGCUCGUCCUCCCUCAACGCCAUGGUCUACAUCCGCGGGCACGCAGAGGACUACAACCGCUGGCAGCGCGAGGGGGCCGAGGGCUGGGACUACGAGCACUGCCUGCCCUACUUCCGCCGAGCCCAGAACCACGAGCUGGGCCCGGACCGGUACCGGGGCGGGGAGGGCCCCCUGCGGGUGUCCAGGGGCAAGAGCGACCACCCCCUGCACCACGCCUUUCUGGAGGCUGCCCAGCAGGCCGGCUACCCCAUCACCGAGGACAUGAACGGUUUCCAGCAGGAAGGCUUUGGCUGGAUGGAUAUGACCAUCUACAAAGGCCAGCGGUGGAGUGCGGCCAGUGCCUACCUCCGGCCCGCCCUGUCUCGACCCAAUUUGACGGCAGAAUCCAGAACCUUUGUGACCAAAAUUCUGUUUGAUAGGACCCGAGCUAUCGGUGUGGAGUACGUGAAGAAUGGCCUGAAGAGGAAGGUUUAUGCGAGCAAAGAGGUGAUUCUGAGCGGAGGAGCCAUCAAUUCUCCCCAGCUGCUCAUGCUGUCUGGAAUCGGGAAUGCCGACGACCUCAGAAAGCUCGGGAUCCCUGUUCUUUGUAACCUUCCCGGUGUGGGCCAGAACCUGCAGGACCAUCUGGAAUUGUACAUCCAGCAGGAGUGCACUCAGCCCAUCACUCUGUACUCGUCCCAGAAGCCCCUUCGGAAAAUGCGCAUCGGGCUGGAGUGGCUCUGGAAGUUUUCAGGGGAGGGAGCCACUGCCCACCUUGAAACUGGCGGCUUCAUCCGGAGCCGUCCUGGGGUUCCUCACCCUGAUAUUCAGUUCCACUUCUUGCCUUCCCAAGUGAUCGACCACGGGCGCGUCCCGACCCAGCAGGAAGCUUACCAGGUACAUGUUGGGACCAUGCGGAGCCUGAGCAAGGGCUGGCUGAAGCUGAAAAGUGCCCACCCCAUGGACCACCCGAUCAUUGAGCCCAACUACAUGUCAGCAGGAGCAGACAUCGAGGAGUUCCGGCUCUCGGUGAAGUUAACCAGGGAGAUCUUUGCCCAGAAAGCUCUGGGGCCGUAUCGGGGCCGCGAGCUCCAGCCCGGCAUCCUCGUGCAGUCGGACGAGGACAUCGACGCCUUCGUCAGGGCCAAGGCCGACAGCGCCUACCACCCCUCCUGCACGUGUAAGAUGGGCUGGCCCUCGGACCCCACCGCGGUGGUGGAUCCCCAGACCAGAGUCAUCGGCGUGGAAAACCUGAGGGUGGUGGACGCCUCCAUAAUGCCCAGCGUGGUCAGCGGCAACCUCAACGCCCCCACCAUCAUGAUAGCAGAGAAGGCCUCGGACAUCAUCCGGGGGCUCCCGGCGCUCUGUGACCAGGGGGUUCCCGUCUACCAGCCCAAGACCUUGGAGACCCAGCGAUAAGCCCUCGCGUGGCCCGGGCAGGGGGGCCCAGGAGGCUGAGCUUGGAGAAGGUGGCCCACCCGUAGCCCACGCGACUCGCUGCCCAGAGCCGGAUUCUAGGACGACUUUGGACGGCCAGACCCGCCUUCUCCAGAGCAGACUGAGGGAAGCCCCGGGCCUUUUCUGGCCACCUCUUUUCUAAAAGAAAUCUCAUUUCACAAGAAUGACCGGAAGCAGACCCCAAGCAGUGACCGAGGCAGCUCGCGGCUUGAGGUCUGCCGGGACAAGCUACCUGGGAGGGUCACUCGCCAGCGAAAGCCUUUCGCUUUUAAAGCUUUCUGCCCGGUCAGAGGCUGUCUGGGGCAAGACACCGGGAUGUUCCGGGUGCCCCGGCAGGGACUCCUCUAGCUCUUGCUCACCUCGGUUCCCCCAGCCGGGCAGGGACGGCGGUUCCCAUCCCCGAGGAGCCGGCUUAGUCUCCGGGCUGAGGGGAUUACAGUCGGCACCUUCAUCUCCUGCCCCGGCCCCUCGUCUGGCGGCCGUGAGGGCCCAGAGCCCAGGGCAGGACCCGGCACGUGCCAGUGCACGUCAAAGACACUCCAUGUUGAUUGACUUGGAUGGAACGAUCCUAUGGAAGUGACGGCCCAGAGACUGUGACGUCUGACCUGAGGGGACCAAGCUCCUCGCCCUCAGCUUGUCUGGCAGCCUUGAAGACCCGGCUCUUCCCUUUCCCUCUGGUCUUGAGCAAUUUUUUUUCUCUCUGAGCCUGUUUUUUCAUCUGCAAAAGGGGGGGGGAGGGAGAUGACGACUUGCUCUCCAUCCCCCACCUGGGCAGAUUUGGGCGGGGAGGUACAAGGCAUGGGGGGUGUUUGAGGACCAAAUGAGACAUCCCAAAUGGGAUGCCCUCCAGCCGCCCCAGUAUUCCUUCUCCUGCUAGCCUAGUGUUUGAGGGGAGGAAAACAGCCCAGGCAUUGUCACAUUCAGGAACUCCCAGCUAGCCUUGGGAGCCAUGUACACACACACACACACACACACACACACACACACACACCCAGUGAGGGGCGAACCGAAGCCCACCCAAACCCCACAACAUCCAGCCUCGCCCUGAAGAGCCCCCCGUACCACAUGGCCAACCAGUUCCGGCUCUGGAGACCUCGACUCGCUGGGAGGUUUUAUCUUACACCGAGUGAGCCUUCAGCUCGUCCAUGACGUUGGUUUGCUCUUUGUCAGGCGUAGGUUGGAGUGAGUGACCCCGAGGGCUCCUUCCCUCUCUGAGCUGCGAGGGCCCCCUCCGGGCCACGCCUGGGACAGUCUGUGGGUACCUGGCUCCUUAGUGAAGAUCAGUCCUGGGCCCAGGAAAUCCCAGGCUUUGAACCCGGCAUGUCUUGGUCAGGAGUUGCGUAGGGGUUGGUGGGGUGGGGAGGGAGCCGAGCAUCCUGGGAUGGCUUGUCUCGAGUUCCACAGAACCUGCCCCAUGUGCCUCAGAACCGGAUGUCCGGAAACUUCCCUCCCCUGUCGGGUUAGGAUGCGAGUAUCUCCCCAGGCUAUUGGCAGCAGAACAUGGAGCUACUCGCCAUUAGGGAGGGAUCUCAUCUGGGAAUCUCUUAGAAUCCACAUGAUAUCACCAAAGCGUAUCAUGGGCUCUUAACAUGUGAACAGAUAAAACUGAAAAUCAAAUCAAAUGAAUAAAAUAGGAAUUGAUUAAGAUUUGAGUAUUUUUAAAUUUAAAAUAAAACAGUCCUGAUGAAAUUUUUAAACCAACUAAUUUAACGAUGUAAUUCUUAAUUUUGUGGUCAAAACUAGUCUUUAAUACCAGGUAAUAGGAAAUAACUUGAUUUUACUUACUAGAAAGUGGCCAAUCUGCUUAUGCUUAAGAAAGGUACCAUUACUAGAGAAGAGAAUAGCACUGGAUGAGAGCUGGAGAAGAAAAAUUGAGAAAUCGGGUCUUUUAAAUAAAAUAGAGAUGCUGAAUGGGUAGAGGGCAAGAGUUCACCAAGUUGGGCUUCAGUUGGAGAGAAUACAGAUAACUGGGGAAAGUUUGAUGAUCUACCUAACCAAAAUGCUUUUUGAUAACCUGAUCAUCUAAUUUAAUGUCAGAAAAUCUAAUUUAGGGGGAAGGAGAGCUUUGUUCUGAGUGAGCUUGGCAGUAAUCCCCACUUAGCAUGUUCCUGAAACAUCGUAGGCACUUAAAUGCUUGUUGGCAGAGUGAUGGCUCCUCAUUCACUUCCCUUGGGCCAUGAAGAUGCUGCUCCUCUGGCUGUGACAAAGUUUACAAAAGUAGGGACUUCACUCCCUCGCCCAUCACCACAGUUCUCGGGUUUUUUUUUUCUUUUCCCUGGAUAGGAACUGGAACUAUGUCUUGCCUUAAACAAUGAAUCUAAUAAAAAUGAUCGAUGCA
Molecule: messenger RNA, 4516 nt
Organism: Antechinus flavipes (yellow-footed antechinus)
Lineage: Eukaryota; Metazoa; Chordata; Mammalia; Dasyuromorphia; Dasyuridae
Gene: CHDH
Product: choline dehydrogenase
Exons: 9
Coding region: 367-2139 (590 amino acids)
Cellular component (GO): mitochondrial inner membrane
Molecular function (GO): flavin adenine dinucleotide binding; choline dehydrogenase activity
Source: RefSeq, a predicted model, not a curated record